Molecule: messenger RNA, 2569 nt
Organism: Ipomoea triloba (trilobed morning glory)
Lineage: Eukaryota; Viridiplantae; Streptophyta; Magnoliopsida; Solanales; Convolvulaceae
Product: transcription factor RF2a
Exons: 5
Coding region: 387-2174 (595 amino acids)
Biological process (GO): regulation of DNA-templated transcription
Cellular component (GO): nucleus
Molecular function (GO): DNA-binding transcription factor activity
Source: RefSeq, a predicted model, not a curated record
UGUAAUAAUACGAGUUGUUGUAGUUUACUCAUCGUCGAUAUAGAGGGAGAGAGAGAAAGAGAGAGAGAGAGAGAUAUACAUAUACAUAUACUUUUAGUGAGAGAAAGCGAGGAACACACGCAGAAGAGAGAGAAAGAGAGAGAGGUAGACCUUCCUUGGCCUGGCCUGAGGCUUCGGUGUCUCCGUCCCCACUCCUCCUUCUACCCUAAAAUGUGGCGGAUAAACUCUCGCUAACGUGCGCCGCUCUCCCUCCUGAAAGUGUCCGAUUCGCUCUCAGGGUCUACUGAAAUGAAAACUUAGGGUUGUAGUCAUCUUUGAGAUCACUGGUUGAGUAUUAGUGGUAUUGAUAUCUAUUUAAGUGUUGCAGUUGGAAUUUUGGAGUGAAAAUGGGUGGUAAUGGUGAGGAAGUUAAUACUGAUAUGAUCCACAGACUUCAAUCAUCUUUUGGGAAAUCAUCAUCUCCAGUUCUUCCUAAACAACAACAACCUGGUUCAAUGAACCAACUUGACAUACCCCAGCUGAAUACUUCGCAAUUUCAGAGUCAAAUGCGACAGUUCUCUCCAAAUUUUAGCUCCGAAAACACAAGCAAAAGGGCCGGCAUCCCACCUUCUCAUCCACAAAUGCCUCCCAUUUCGCCUUAUUCGCAGAUCCCGGUGUCCCGGCAGGUGAAUCAGCAGAUGGGUGUCCAGAAUUUUAGUAAUUCAAGCCCAGGGCCUUCUCACUCCCGAUCUCUAUCACAGCCUUCAUUUUUCUCUCUUGAUUCCUUGCCACCGUUAAGCCCCUCGCCAUAUCGGGAAUCCCCUUUGACAUCCCUUACUGACCACAUGUCUACUGAUGCUUCAAUGGGGGAACGGGAUGGCAAUUCACAUUCUCUAUUGCCGCCCUCUCCUUUCUCAAAGUGUAAUUCGAUGCGGGCAGGGGAGAGUCUUCCUCCUCGUAAGUCACACAGACGGUCUAACAGUGAUAUACCGUUUGGGUUCUCUAGUAUCCUGCAAUCCUCGCCCCCACUUGUCCCAUUAGGGAGUGCAGGUGCUUUAGAUAGGUCACUGCCUGGAAAAGAGAAUUCGGGUGGCAAGCCAGUGCAGCUGGUUAAACGGGAAACUAGUGUUGAUAAGGGCUGCGAGAGCAAUGCUGAAGGAAUGGGUGAGAGAAAAUCUGAAGGAGAAGUUGUUGAUGAUCUGUUUUCCGCCUAUAUGAAUUUGGAUACCAUAGAUGCAUUGAACUCUUCAGGUGCUGAUGAGAAGCUAGGCAGUGAAAACCAUGAAGAUUUAGAUAGUAGGGCUAGCGGUACAAAGACAAAUGGUGCUGAUAGCAGUGAUAAUGAAGCAACGAGCAGUGUUAAUGAAAGCGGAAAUAGUAUGCACAUGUCAGGAAUGCCUUCUUCAACUGAAAAGAGAGAAGGGGUUAAAAGGAAUGCAGGGGGAGAUAUUGCCCCAACCACCAGACACUAUAGGAGUGUUUCCAUGGACAGCUUUAUGGGAAAACUAAACUUCUCUGAUGAUUCACCAAAAUUGCCCCCGUCACCUGGAACUCGCCCUGGGAAUCUCUCCCCAACCAAUUCUCUAGAUUCAAAUUCAAACACAUUUAGUUUGGAGUUUGGGAACGGUGAAUUUAGUGGGGCUGAACUGAAAAAGAUCAUGGCGAAUGAGAAACUUGCUGAGAUUGCAUUAACAGAUCCAAAGCGUGCCAAAAGAAUUUUGGCCAACCGUCAAUCUGCUGCUCGUUCAAAGGAACGCAAGAUGAGGUACAUUGCAGAGUUGGAACAUAAGGUGCAAACAUUGCAGACUGAGGCUACAACAUUGUCUGCCCAACUUACACUUCUGCAGAGAGACUCUGCUGGGCUAACAAGCCAAAAUAAUGAGUUGAAGUUUCGCUUGCAAGCCAUGGAACAACAAGCUCAACUCCGUGAUGCUCUGAAUGAAGCAUUAACUGCGGAAGUCCAACGCCUGAAGAUAGCAACGGCUGAACUAAACGGAGAUGCCACCAAAUUCCAACAGCUUUCGAUCAAUCCUCAGAUGUUGCCGAUGCACCAACAUCAGUCUGCUCGAGUAAACAUGCAUCAGUUGCAGCAACAGCAACAGCAUCAACAAUCGUCCCAGUCUCAAUCUCAGGCUCAUGGUCAGCCUCAGCCUCAGCAUAACAAUACUGCAUCAGCAAAGCAUGAGUCGAAGUAAUAGCAGCUUUUGAUCGACGGCACACAAUUUGAUAAAGAAAAAGAAAAAAAAUCAAUGUGUGCCUAUGGCCCUGCAUUCUAUACUAGUAAUAUCCCAUUCAAUGCAUUCAUUCAUUAGUUUUGUGUUUGCAAGAAACAUGCCAAGGCAGCAUUUUACAUGAUGUACUACUCUUAAGCACUUUAAUUUCGGUUACUUGUCAUAUACAGGCUUUAAAUAUAGUAGGGAGUAUAUAUUGUUUACAUGAACUUAUGACAUUUGGAAAGGUGAACUCAGUUGUUCUGUCAACAGUAGUGGUUUUCAAAGCUCCUUUAUUUUUGUUGCUUGCUCUGUGAUGAACCAUUGUAUGUUUCGGAGGUCUUAAUAUUGAGGGUAGCAGAAACCUUAAUUGCCCCAAA